Vigna unguiculata (cowpea) is the source of this 330-nucleotide messenger RNA. NCBI's taxonomy places the organism in Eukaryota, Viridiplantae, Streptophyta, Magnoliopsida, Fabales, Fabaceae. The record is from RefSeq and is a predicted model, not a curated record.
AUGAGACGGGAGUUGACUCAGACCAAAAAACAAGGAUCCACAGGCAACACAUUAUUAACAUCUCCUAGUCAACCAAUGAAGCUUUCUCCAAAUUCAGAGGAGAUUGAUGAAUUAAGAAAUCAGAUUAAGGCAUUAAAGGAAUCUUUACAAAUACAAGAACAAGAAAAACUAGAAAUGAAGCAGGAGUUAAUUCAGACCAAAAAACAAGUAUUUGCUUUAAUGCAGCACCUAGGAUUUGUUGGUUCUUCAACAGUUCCAUCGUCAUCACCUGAACACAGCAGUAUAAAUGAGGACAAUGGUAGUGACACUGUUAGUGAUCAUAUCCAAUAG